Messenger RNA from Symbiodinium necroappetens, 265 nucleotides. Lineage: Eukaryota; Dinophyceae; Suessiales; Symbiodiniaceae. The record is from the annotation of a GenBank genome assembly.
GAGAGGAAUCACGGAUGUGGCGUUGUUUUUGUUGAAUAUCUACAAGGUCCCCUUCUCCUCUCACAGUGGCUCCACUGCGUGGCCUGGAGUUGCAAGCAUUUUCAUGAGCAGCUACUUCAUAGCGGGCUACCUGCUGGAAAAGUUGGAUUGCUGCACCGUCGAUGGUGAAGUCGACUGGAGUGACACAAGUGAGAGCAGUGGCGACUCCUCCAGUGAGGAUGUUACCUGGUUGAAGAAAGAGUCUCCAAUACUUGCCUCCGACUGA